AUGUUUGAUCAUUUUUGGAGAGGAAUUGCAUGGACAAUUGCGGCACUCUACCACUGGUGGCAUGGUGAUAUUUUUUAUGUAGAGCCAGGGACACUUGCAUUUUCAGUCACAAUAUUCUGCAUUGAAGCACUGGUUUGUAUUACUGUUAUCAUACUGCGAAGGCGCCCGCCGAUUGGUGGCGAACUGGGUGGGCCAAUCAAAUAUAAGAUCCUAACAUCAGGUUUAUUCGUCGUACUGUGGCUUACCUACCUCGGUCUCUCUGCUCUCGAGUCAUACUGCAUCAUCGCCGGAUUUUAG
Gongylonema pulchrum is the source of this 297-nucleotide messenger RNA. The record is from the annotation of a GenBank genome assembly. NCBI's taxonomy places the organism in Eukaryota, Metazoa, Nematoda, Chromadorea, Rhabditida, Gongylonematidae.